UCUCUUUAAGCGGGGCGGACUGCCUCAUCUUCUGCUGGGACGGUUGAGCUCUUCAAACCCGUAGUUAAACUUCUGCUCCACACUAGUUAGACUAGACAAGACAGCCAGCUUGCAGUGGCAAAAAGUAUUUUCAUCGAGGUCUGUAAAAGACAAAUGAAAGUCAGAUAUUGCGAUGCGCGAAUAGAUAGGAACAGUAGAGUGAGUGGAGCGGGAGCGCGGAUGGAGUAAGAAAGGAUGGGAAUGGGAGGUGUGUGAAGUCUGUCCUUGAACGCACAGGACAGAGGCAUCAAUGAAGGUAGGGACAGAAACUUUAGAUUCACGUUUUUUCAGGCAAACAUGAUUCGCUUCGGAGCAGUCUGGAUGUAGGGCAUCUAUCUAGAAUGCUUUCCAACAAACUACGUGUCAGCCGAAGAAAGCACGAAGGAGAACGCGUUUGCUGUGAUCUACGGAGAGGAGUAACGUGUGCAUGUGUUUCUUAUCCAUCUCUAGUGAUAUGGCAGGGAACUGACUGAGAGAGAGAGAGAGAGAGAGAGAGAGAGAAAGAGAGAGAUAGAGAGAGAGAGAGAGAGUGAGAGUUUAUACAGAAGAAAUUCAUCUGGGAACAGUAAAAGGUGCUGAUCUCUGGAACCAAGGCAACCCAUCAGAAAUGAAACAGCUAUUCUCAUCACACGUGAAUCUUAGACUGGACUCUGACACCAGGCAUCAUCUGAUUGUGCAAGAACCACUGAAUGCACCUCAUAUCUCUGAACUGAACUGACAUUCAUCCCUGGAGUUGAAGUCAGCUUCCACGUAUAGAAAUUGAACAUUGAAUUUUGAAGAUGUCACAACAGAUCUAAAAAUUACACCGCAGUGGGAACACAUUUUACAUUAACUUGCACACAGGUUUUCACUGAGGACCAGACUUUACUCUUUUGGCACCAUGAUGGAUAUUCAAAAUUUCACAAUCUAAAUAAUUUCCAUGCUGAUACACCUAAUAGCUGUGGCGCCCCUUGCCUUUCUCUCAUGCCCAUGGACCCAUCCGGUGCCAUGCUCUCACAGGCGCUCCUGCUCUUACAGUGCUUUAUUCUGACGCUCGGCCAGUACGAUAUCUGUAAGUCGCUGGUCAGCACAGACGAUGGACCAACAUGGGAAUAUUACGCUUGCCAGCCAAAACCCAGGUCCAUGAAGGAGUACAUGCAGAUUAGAGUGGAUCCUCCCGAUAUCACAUGUGGGAAUCCACCGGAGAGGUUCUGCACUCUGGAAAACCCAUACCUGUGUAGUGACGAAUGCGAUGCCUCCACCAAAGAACUCGCCCAUCCUCCAAAGCUGAUGCAAGAUCAAGAGCGAACCGGACUCAUCACGUACUGGCAGACUGUAACAUGGGGUCGUUAUCCUGAGCCUCUUCUGGCUAACAUAUCUUUAUCAUGGAACAAAAGCCUGGAGUUAGCAGAUGACAUCCAGAUAACCUUUGAGUAUGGGCGGCCCACAAAAAUGGUGCUGGAUAAGUCCCUGAAUUAUGGACGAACCUGGCAGCCUUAUCAGUACUAUGCCGAUGACUGCAUGGACGCCUUUGGGUUGUUGCCAAAGACAAUGCAGGAUCUGUCAGCCACGAACGUGACUAGAGUCAUAUGUACCGAGCAAUACUCUCGCUGGGUCGGUUCCAAGAAUGAGAAGAAUGUACGGUUCGAGGUCCGGGAACGUUUCGCCAUAUUUGCUGGGACAAAAUUACAAAACAUGGACAACUUGUACACACGCAUGGAAAGCAUGAAAGGUCUCCGAGACUUCUUCACCUUCACAAACCUGCGACUUCGGCUGCUGAGACCAGCACUCGGAGGAACAUAUGUACAAAGAGACAACCUGUUGAAGUACUUUUACGCCAUCUCCAAUAUCGAAAUACCAGCAAGGUGUAAGUGUAACCUCCACGCCGGUCAGUGCUCCCUUCGUGACGGGACCCUUCAGUGCGACUGCGAGCACAACACCACUGGACAAGACUGCUCGGCCUGUGAGAGAGGAUUCAAAGCCAAGUCCUGGAAGCCCGGCUCCUACCUGCCCACCCCGAACGGCUCCCCGAACAUUUGUGAGGCGUCGGGAACGUCUGACAACUGCGAGUGCAACGGUCACUCAAAUCGCUGCAGUUACAUUGAUUUCAUCAACAUUGUGACUUGUGUGAGCUGCAAACACAACACUAGAGGGCAGAACUGUCAGCACUGCCGCCUCGGAUACUUCCGGAAUGCUUCCGCAGAGCUGGACGAUGAGAAUGUUUGCAUAGAGUGUAACUGUAAUCAGCUGGGCUCCUUUCACGCCCGGUGCAAUGACACAGGCUUCUGUCAGUGUCGAGAGGGCACCACGGGCCAGAAGUGUGAGGACUGCCUGCCUGGAUAUACCUGGAAGCAAGGCUGCGUGCCAAACGUGUGCGAUGACGAGCUCCUCCUGUGUCAGAAUGGAGGCUCCUGCAUCCAGAACCAGAAGUGCGUGUGUCUGCCCAGCUUUAGGGGCGUUUUGUGUGAGCAGCCACGCUGCCAGGGCGAGAAAGGGUGCGACGGCGCAUCGGCCUGCUACCUCAGCACACUGACGCUGCUGCUAUGCCUUCUAGCCAACAGCCUGCUUAAAGUCAGCACCUAGAAACCCAUCUUAGUUCUGAUAUCAAUCCUAGUCUACGCAGGCCAAAGGGCUGAACCCUGUGGAUGGAGAGAGAGUGGCCUGAACCUGUAUGGACCCAGCCUCACGGUGCGGAAAUCUUUUUUGGAAAUGCCGGCGGCUCCACUGAGGUCAAAACGCCUUCAUGAGAUGAGCAGUUAAUUGCUCGUCUACUAGCAUCACUGAUCGCCUGAACUAUAAACCAAAAACAGAACAAAAACAACUUAAGUUCAGUUUCAGCUCACUCAACACAAAACUCAACAGAAAGUGGAGAAAUAUAUAGAUGUGGUUUCAUUUCCUUUGCAUUUCUACUUUCUCUGUAGUUUCGGCGUUCACAGAGGUACAAGCACUACACUUAGCCAGCUUGUUUUAACGAACAACAAACAGUCGAUAUCACGGAAGCCUACUUAUGCCAAGUUAUUCUUCUUCUCUUGAAGACUUGUUUUUACAAUUCUUUCCAUUGCUGCAUUUUUUUUCUUGCAUUUUAUUGCCACUGAGGUUAGAUGAAUCUGAUGGAUAAGAUGUUUAAUCGCCAUCCUGCUAAUAUGAAGAAUGAACGUCUCUAGCUUGUGUUUGAGAUUGCGUUUAUGGAAUGUAGAAAGAGGUUUUAAAUUGUCACACUGAACAAAUAUACAUAUAUCGGUCUAUCUGAAAGGAAAUAUGAAGUAUUGUAUAUUAUGAUUAUUAUUAUUUCAAUAUUUUUUGUAGAAAUUGUUAUUUUUGUUGAGUAAAUGUUACCACUGUAAAGACAUUGCAGCCUUUAUUGCAGUGCAUAUGGUAUUUACACCAUGGUAAAACUAUAUUUGAUGAGACAUCAUGAGCGCAUCUCUAAUAUAUUUGGAAUAUUUCUUCAUUCAUAUAAUUAUAUUUAAAUAAAGCAUAAACGGUUCAUUACAUGCACAGCUUUAGCUCAAUGUAACCUGCACAUCAUCUUGUUACUGGCAUGUAUUCAUCAGUGCAGAUAUGACCAUUCAGGACUGCUUAUUAACACAUGAUAAUAAGUACAUUCCUAAAGCACAAAGUCCCACAAACCCCAAAUAAAUACUAGAUAAUUAUGAAGCAUAGAAAAGAAUAAAAUGCAUUGUCAAUCAACACAAUUAGAUUGGCCAUUCAGAUUAACAAUUCAAAAUUCAGCACACUGUAUAUCAUGCAAUCAGGAAAUUUUUCAAAUAAUUUUAUUUUCCUUGCGCGAGACUCAAAGAAAUGCCAAAAUCUUGAGUGGCUCAUGGGCUUUUUGAUGCAUUUCAUAUUUACAGAUGCUUUACAUUCAUGAUGAGCCAGGGUAAACAAAAUACUAUCAAUAAAUAUUAUAAAUGAAUAAAACCUGACAAUCAGAAAGCACAAA
Molecule: messenger RNA, 3961 nt
Organism: Carassius gibelio (silver crucian carp)
Lineage: Eukaryota; Metazoa; Chordata; Actinopteri; Cypriniformes; Cyprinidae
Gene: ntng2a
Product: netrin g2a
Exons: 8
Coding region: 1003-2601 (532 amino acids)
Source: RefSeq, a predicted model, not a curated record